Schizosaccharomyces japonicus yFS275 is the source of this 2389-nucleotide messenger RNA. RefSeq names its product endoribonuclease. Gene Ontology annotation, biological process: protein histidyl modification to diphthamide. The record is from RefSeq and is a predicted model, not a curated record. The transcript is spliced from 2 exons. Gene Ontology annotation, molecular function: diphthine-ammonia ligase activity. The coding region runs from base 231 to 2054 and encodes 607 amino acids. NCBI's taxonomy places the organism in Eukaryota, Fungi, Ascomycota, Schizosaccharomycetes, Schizosaccharomycetales, Schizosaccharomycetaceae.
UUUUAAAUUUAUAUGUCCCGGCGGGGUUGGAGUUGAAACAGUUUGCCGUGGAUUGUGUUGCGAGUCACUAAAUCAUAUACCGCAUUGUUUCGUGUGCACUACACGGCUUAACGCAAUACUCGUCUUUCACGCUACGCCUCGGCGGCCCGAAUAUCACUGAGUGCCCCCGCUGCCGUAUGUCCCAUAUACCUUGUCACGAGUAGCUGGAAACGCACUUGCCCUCCCCAAAUAUGCGUGUCGUAGCCCUGAUCAGCGGCGGCAAGGACAGCUGCUUUAACAUGAUGAAUUGCGUGCAGCAGGGUCAUGAAAUCGUCGCUCUGGCGAAUUUAUACCCGCAAACGAACACCGAUGAAAUUGACUCUUACAUGUAUCAAACGGUCGGACACAAUGUAAUUCCCUUGUACGCUGACUGUAUGGGUGUUCCGAUUUAUCGUGAACCUAUUACAGGAAAAACAAUUGACCAGAACCUGUCGUAUCAAAAGACCGACAAUGAUGAAACAGAGGACUUAUUUCGACUUUUGAAAAGGGUGAAGACGGAGCAUCCAGAGGUGGAGGCUGUCUCUGUAGGUGCAAUCCUGUCAAAUUACCAACGUACACGCGUUGAAAACAUUUGCCAGCGUUUGGGACUCGUGAGUCUCUCGUUCCUUUGGAACAGAGAUCAGCGGGAGUUGCUGGAGGAAAUGGUUCAAUCAGAACUGCAUGCGAUUCUCAUUAAAGUUGCUGCCAUUGGCCUAAACGAUCGCGACUUGGGCAAGUCGCUUGCAGAAAUGCAACAGAAACUGCUCACUCUGCAUUCGCGUUUCGAUCUCCACCCCUGUGGUGAGGGAGGAGAAUACGAGACACUCGUUCUCGACUGCCCUCUGUUCAAGAAACGACUUGACUUGGUCGAUCGUGAGGUAAUUCAGCACUCUUCUGGCGAUGUCUAUUACUUGAAGUGUAAAGCGGAGGUGAGAGACAAGGAGAACGAAGAGGCGAGCGAGAAAGACGUUUCGUCGACACUUGACUUGUCUCAGGGCCCCCCUUUGCUCGAUAAUGAUUUCUCGUCACUAUACGCUACGGUUAAAGACACGCUUUUGAAGCUGCCGAACUCGGAGCCCGGUAUUGAAAAACAUUUGUUUCCUGUGCCGGUGCACAGAACGGUUUCCGUCCAGGAAAAGGGCCCCUAUUUGGCUCUGGGAAACGUUACGGCACCUGCUGCCGCUUACGCUACUGUCGAAGACGAAAUGGAGGCUGCUCUUCUGGUUAUGGAAGAUGUCCUGAGGGAGCACAAAAAGUCGGUUCACAAUGUACUCCAGGUGAUUCUCGUUGUCUCCAAUAUGUCUGAUUUCGCGCGCUUAAACAAGGUGUACGCAAAACACUUUGAUUUCAUCAAUCCUCCCUCCAGAGUCUGUGUCAGCAGCCCUCUUCAGGAUGAUUGCAGGGUUGUGCUUUCUUGCAUAGCAGCUAUCGCAGAUGGCCGACAGGGUUUGCACAUUCAGAGCCAGAGUUUCUGGGCUCCAGCCAACAUUGGUCCGUAUUCCCAGGCCAUUUCUUAUGAUGGCACGGUCUUCAUCUCCGGCCAGAUUGCUAUGAUCCCUGCAACGCUAGCAAUGCCCUUCCCAACAUCCAUUCACAAGGAGGCUGUCUUAGCCUUACAACACGCAUAUCGCAUCGGAAAAGUGAUGAGGGUUAAGAGUUUUGCUUUUGCAACUGCUUUCCUGUGCAGUAGCAAUGAUGUUGAGGCCACCCAAAUCGUUUGGGACUGUUUCCAAAAACAAUUUGGCUAUCAUUGUCCCUUGUUCACGGUUCUCGUUGAAGCCUUGCCCAAGGGGGCCAUGAUUGAAUGGCAACUUCUUGGCUGCACAGAAUACGAAGACAAACCCCCCGUGAGUGCCACCGUUUCAACGCAAUCUUUGCAUGCUCCAAACACGUUUUGGAGCAUUGCAGCGAUGGAUGAACAAACUAUGCAAACAGAACUCGCCUUUAUGCAAAGUCAAGUACCCUCUAACUAUACCAUGAUAUUUAAUAGCACCGGUGAGUCGAGUGUUUUGCAUGUCGGGUGCAAUAUUCGGUAACUACUUUUGGGCGUCUAGCUUUGUUUUGGGUUGAUCAUUAGACAGAAGCGUCAGUGAUACUCUCUUUAUGUCUUGAAAUGAAACGUUACGUUUAUUGUGUACUGCGGUCCUCACAGUGGAACUUCUAAUUUUUUUUAUUAUAUACGUAUACCUUACUUUCCAUGAACAUGCUCCAAGAUUAGAACCAAACUUUCAUAUCUUUUAUUAUAGCCACUUCAACAAAUCGUUAACAGUGAAUAAAAUUAUUUAUUAUGUCUUGUGAAACAAGGAACCACUUGCUUGUUUCCGUAUAUUGCUAUACUGCCUUCGGCCUAUCAAGGUUCUCCAGCGUAAAA